Penicillium canariense is the source of this 702-nucleotide messenger RNA. RefSeq lists its product as uncharacterized. NCBI's taxonomy places the organism in Eukaryota, Fungi, Ascomycota, Eurotiomycetes, Eurotiales, Aspergillaceae. The transcript is spliced from 2 exons. The coding region runs from base 1 to 702 and encodes 233 amino acids. The record is from RefSeq and is a predicted model, not a curated record.
AUGUCGCAAAAUAUCAGCGAAUUUCUUUUUUUCAAGGUGAAGCCCGGGGUCAAGCCUGAAGACCCCGCCAACGAGCAGGGCGAGGCGCUGCUGAGGGUCUUCCGCGCCACCAAGCAACAGAGCGGUCACCACAGCUCCGCCUGGGGACGCACGGUGGAGGAUGAGGAUACGCUUGUGUGGGUGAUCGCUCCUGACCAACGUCUAUCAGACUGGACGGAUGCCCGCAGCUCAACCACCGUUGCACAUCUUGAACCGUUCCUCGCCGAAACCCUCCAGCCUCCAACAGUACUCUAUACCACCCUCAACCCGCCCAUUUCUAGCACCGACACCUUGACCAAGAACCCGGUGACCGAGCUAUGUUCCCUGCCUUUCCCCAGCAAUAUGUCAGUGUUUGAGACCCGGCGAUUGAACGCUGACCUGAUCAACUUCCGUACGGCACUGGUUGAGCAGCUGCCGCAGGCAGCGGGACCGCGGUCCUGGGCGAUGGGCCACGUCGACCGACCAAGUGUGGUGCAGCAUGCAAAAAGCCCGAGCGGGCAAGCGAUGAUGCACUUUCUGGCCGUGGGCUGGGAGAGCGUGGAGGCACAUAAGAAAGCGAAGGAAACUGAGCAGUUUGUCGCAGCCAUCGCCCCGAUCCGGGAGAAGAUGCUUCCGCCUGUGCCUGGGUUGGAGAUGAAGCAUGUUAGCUUCCAGAAACUUUAG